ACUUCUUUGUGCUUACUGGCAGGAAUGAAGUCCACCAACAGGCGCUUUGUGUUUGUAAACUUUUGACAUUUUUAAAUAUUUUAUGAGUAUGCUCUACACGUGGGAAAGUGUGUGAGCACAGUUUGUGUGUGUGUGUCUGUUUUGUUUUUCUCCCACAAUGAGUAUGAGCAGGAAAUUCUCUUUGGACAGCUCUGUCUGUCAGGAUACAGGAUACUUUGGCACCCGCAGAGGUUCCAACAAGUUAAGUAAGAAAUACCGAACAGAGUGUGAUGAUGGACGGGACUUCCAGGAACUACACCCAAACUUCAAUGGCAACCCAACUGCCAGGGAGAGGACCAUCAUGGAGGAGAGUGCUGAUCGGCCAGACGGUGCCAUCAGUAGCAAUAGUUUCCAAAAACACAACAAAAACUUCCACAAACUGUUCCCAGAGGUCCCUGAAGAAGACAACCUGACACACACUUUCGUUUGCACCCUGCAGAAGGAAGUGUUGUAUUACGGAAAACUGUAUGUUUGUGAAAACUAUGUGUGUUUCUACUCGUCCGUGCUGCUUAAAGACACUAAGGUGGUGAUUCCUCUAUCCAGUGUACAGGAGGUGAAGAAACAUAGCCAAGCUUUGUCUAUGUUAUCGAUACAAACUGCUGAUGGAGAGAAGUAUUUCUUUGUGUCUUUGUGGAACCGAGAGAUGUGUUACAACCUCCUCCAGAGGCUCUGCUCACAUGAUCAGGAAGUCAGUGACCUCAGCACCCCUCAGGAGUCCUCUGCUGAGAAUGACACUGAUUACAAGGAGGUGCCCAGUCAGCCCAUUGAGAAGAGUGACGACGAUGGUCAGAAUGGCAGUUAUGUGGAUGGCAUCUUUCCCCCAUCGGCCAGUAGAGCAGAUGAUCCUUCGAGCAGCUCCACAAGAGAAGAGGUGGAGGACGGUGUGUCAUCAUUGUGGCUUUGGAGGGCCAUGGAGGACAUCAUGUCGUUUUUCUUCGUCCGACAAAGCGUGAAUUUCAGCGUGGUCUUCUUCAUCUACGUGAUGUUGGUGGUGCUGCUGCUGUCGGUUUCUGCUUACAUUGCCGUCAGAAUGAUUGCGCUGGAGGAGCAGCUGAACACGUUAGGAGCUCUCACACAGCUGUCCUUGCACCACAGAGACUAUCAAGAAACCUAGCCAAGAGCAACAAUCACCACUACAACUUCUUCCAAUAAGUGUCAUCAUGGAUUAAAGAAGAUGUAUGGCACACUGUAUAGAUAACAUUUCUAUGUCAAGGAAAACAAACAAGGUGUGUAGUUCUGGAAUUGAAAUUGUGUUGUGUUUGUGCUAUUUUUUACAGAACUGCCUGUCAGCAAUAAGAUGCUUCCUAAAGUCACUUACACUGUAAAUUAUGAUGUCGGCCAAAAAACAUGAGAACAAUCAGGCACAUGGCAGCACUUUCAACUGUUGAGAUCAAUUCCUAAAGCUUUUUGAAUACAGUGGAACCUCUGUUUUCAUACGCCCUGGUUUGGGAUGAAAAUGAUGCUAAAAAUAUGUCUUGGUUUUCCAGAAAUUUGAUGAAAAAGAUGAGGAACACUAUUUGUACAACAAAGUAAGAAGGUAGCGUCUGUUACAAUAGGAUUGUAAUGUAAAUGUACCUUAGUUAAGAAAUGGAUUAUAAGGGAGAAACAUUCCAGAUAGUGAACCAGGCCAAUGUGUGUCUCAUCAUUUUACUUGCUGCUGAAGUUUACAAUAAAGUGACAAACCCCCUCCAGCCUCCACUCACUCUAUUCAC
This is a messenger RNA of Doryrhamphus excisus (bluestripe pipefish), 1751 nucleotides long. RefSeq names its product GRAM domain-containing protein 2A-like. Lineage: Eukaryota; Metazoa; Chordata; Actinopteri; Syngnathiformes; Syngnathidae. The record is from RefSeq and is a predicted model, not a curated record.